CGCUGGGCCGAAAGCGAAAGCCGUACUUGCUAGGAGCCGCCGCCGACACCGCUACAAUGGGGAGCCGCGUUUCGCGGGAAGACUUCGAGUGGGUGUACACCGACCAGCCGCACGCCGCGCGGCGCCGGGAGAUCCUGGAAUAAUGUGGUGUCCACCCUGCCAAAACCAACUUCUGAAUACUGGAACUUAACUGCUUAAUAUUCAGAAAAUCAAGGAAGUAAAAAGCAAAGUAUCCAGAGAUAAAAGACUUGAUGAAACCUGAUACCAACUUGAUAUGGAUUGUGAUCAUGAUGAUUUUCACUCAGGCAGUUGCAUUGUAUUUAGUAAAGGACUUGGAUUGGAAAUGGGUCAUAUUUUGGGCAUAUGCCUUUGGCAGCUGUAUUAACCAUUCAGUGACUCUGGCUAUUCAUGAAAUUUCCCACAAUAAUGCCUUUGGCAACUACAAGACCAUGUGGAAUCGCUGGUUGGGAAUAUUUGCUAAUCUUCCCAUUGGCAUUCCAUAUUCAGUUUCCUUUAAGAGGUAUCACAUGGAUCAUCAUCGAUACCUUGGAGGUGAUGGCAUUGAUGUAGAUAUUCCCACUGAUUUUGAAGGCUGGUUCUUCUGUACUACUUUUAGAAAGUUUAUGUGGGUUAUUCUUCAGCCUUUCUUUUAUGCUUUGCGACCUCUGUUCAUUAACCCCAAACCAAUUUCUUCUCUGGAAACUAUUAAUAUUGUGGUCCAGUUCACUUUUGACAUUAUCAUUUACUAUGUUUUGGGAAUUAAAUCCUUAGUCUAUAUGUUGUCAGCAUCCUUACUUGGUCUAGGUUUGCACCCAAUUUCUGGACAUUUUAUAGCUGAACAUUACAUGUUCUUAAAGGGACAUGAAACCUACUCAUAUUAUGGGCCUCUGAAUUUACUUACCUUCAACGUGGGCUACCACAAUGAACACCAUGACUUCCCCAACAUUCCUGGAAAAAACCUUCCACUGGUGAGGAAAAUAGCAGCUGAGUACUACGAAAAUCUUCCCCACUACACCUCCUGGAUAACAGUACUGUAUGAUUUUGUGACAGAUGAUACAAUAAGUCCCUAUUCAAGAAUGAAGAGGCAUCAAAAAGGCACAGUGGUACUGGAGUAAAUGUUGUUGUAACCAAAGGAAUUCUCUGAAACUUGAAAAGAGCUGAUGAAGUGGAAUUUUUGCAUUGUUAAACUCAGACCAGCAAUGUUUAGAAGCUACUCUAUAAUAUAAUUUCCAAGUAUACGAUCCCCUUGGUAUCAAGAAGCUAAUCUGGCUUUAAGCAGCCAGGCUGCUUGCAGUUCAGCUUUACUCACAGGAAACCUGUUCAGUGUAUCAUUGUUGAGGUUGUUUUUCCUGAUGCUGGCAUUCUGUAACCCUAUCAUAAAAAAGCUAUUUCUAGUAUGUUAUUUUCACUGUAAAGUUUUACUGUAUUAAAAUAGCUAAUAAAUUGAGCUAUUAAUCACAA
Manis pentadactyla (Chinese pangolin) is the source of this 1461-nucleotide messenger RNA. RefSeq names its product delta 4-desaturase, sphingolipid 1 (gene DEGS1). NCBI's taxonomy places the organism in Eukaryota, Metazoa, Chordata, Mammalia, Pholidota, Manidae. The transcript is spliced from 4 exons. Bases 252 to 1115 code for a protein of 287 amino acids. Gene Ontology annotation, molecular function: sphingolipid delta-4 desaturase activity. Gene Ontology annotation, biological process: ceramide biosynthetic process. Gene Ontology annotation, cellular component: membrane. The record is from RefSeq and is a predicted model, not a curated record.